Molecule: messenger RNA, 3515 nt
Organism: Heterobasidion irregulare TC 32-1
Lineage: Eukaryota; Fungi; Basidiomycota; Agaricomycetes; Russulales; Bondarzewiaceae
Exons: 23
Coding region: 165-3515 (1116 amino acids)
Biological process (GO): mitotic sister chromatid cohesion; synaptonemal complex assembly; replication-born double-strand break repair via sister chromatid exchange
Cellular component (GO): synaptonemal complex; cohesin complex
Molecular function (GO): chromatin binding; protein binding
Source: RefSeq, a predicted model, not a curated record
UACAACGCCUGUUUUUAAUUGCGGAAAGCGGCUAUUUACCCUUCCUUCUCCACUUGAAACACUUCGCAACCUGGGAAAACCGCAGCGAGAGCUUUGUGUACUGCUCGGCGUAUUGGAUCCUAUGGUAUCACAAUCUUCUCUUACCCGCAUUCUUUGCCUACUUGAUGUACGUUCUCCUCGACCGUCGAUUCAAGACCCACCCUACAGCCUAUGAGCUGCGCGAACGUCGUCGUGAAGUCCUUCGUGCACGUGAAUUUGGGGAUGCGAUGCAAACUCGCAUGGUCAUUUCUUCGCCGCUUGGGCUGAAAGAUGUUUGGAAGCUGCGGAAGCUGCUUUGGAAACCGAAAAUUAAAAAGUCGAAAAUAGCUAAAAAGGGUAACGCUGACGCUGGAGAGGCAGAGAAGUCAGACAUGGACAUCAAUGAGGGUGCAGAUCUUGAUGCUGACCAGACGACAAUACACGCGGAGAUCCUCGAAGCCGAAGUAGAUGGGUUACUUUCCGGCACAACAGAAGACACCCCAGAUGAUGUCGACGUUAGGAAGAUCGGUUUGAAAACGAUGACUGAAUUGGCUGAUCUCCAAGAGAGGCUGAAAAAUAUUUUCCUUUGGAAGCGGCCUAACGCAACCCGCGUAUAUUUUAUGUUGAUCACACUGCUCUUCGUGGUCACGCUACUUCUCCCUGCUCAGUAUCUGGCAAAAGCGAUCUAUUUCACCGUGGGCUUCAUCUUCUGGCAUAUCAUCCCCGUAGUAGCGGUGAUGCCUUCUGCAGAACUCGGAAGCAUCGCACCCACAGACGCAGAAUACGCAAUGGAUUUGAUCUCUCAGCGAGUUGCUCAAGGCCUUCCCGUACUUCCCCCGCGAACAAAUGUGGUCAAGACUACGACAAUACAAGAUCAGCUGAAAGAGAGCUCCCAACCUGAUUCCAAUCGCGGACAUAAGACCCAGAACAGCGGUGACGGCAGCGUUGACUGGAAGAAAUGGGCUGGGAGAGCCGCAACCGGUAAGAAUUGGGCCGCUGAUGCGAAGAGCUUUGUGACCAAGAACCAACGCGAUGAUAGCCCAUUGGCUUCAAGGCUAUCCUCUUCCAACAUGGAAAUUCACACUUUCCCCGCACACCACACAAAGAGUCCCGGGCUCAUCACUUUAACACCGUCCACCUUCUAUUUCACUCCUGUCGUCUCGGCAAGGCCAACUGUGACGAUCGAGUGUCAAGACAUCACGGGUAUCAAGAAGGCGGGUUUAAUGAAGGGACUCAUCAUCAGCUGGUGUCGAACAGACUCGAACGGGAAUACCCGGAAUGAAGAAGAGAAAUUCAGAUGGGUCGGGGGGAGAGACGAGGUUUUUGCUAGGCUUUUAGGGCCGGGUGGGCGGAGGUGGAUCAAGUCUCUCGCUCUCGGUCCAGCCUCUCUCUCCUUCCGACAAGUCUCCUCUGAACGUUCGCAGCAAGGCUCCUUAAAUCAGCCUUCGAGCUUGCAGCCCAUGUUCUUCACACAAGAGUUGCUGUCGCGUCGCGACAGCGGCUUUGGUCUCCUCUGGCUUGCCGCUACGCUUGGAGCAAAGUCGUCUUUCAAGAAACUCCCUAAGCGCGACGUCAUGGGCGCGGACAUCGCGCAACUAUGCGAUCUCAUAGCGGAACCGGGAGAGCCCUUGGCUCUGAGACUGUCCAGUACUCUCAUGGUCGGAGUAGCCAGAGUCGAUGCGGUCACGCUGACCGCUGACCCUGCGCUGGCUUUAGGGAUCAAUUUCGGGGACUUUCAUUGGGAUGAUAAUGCCAACGGAGAAGAUGGCUCUGAUGGUGAAUAUGGUCGACCUAAGAAAAACAGGAGAAAACAAGGAAAGCAGCCUCCAGCAUCCGUCGAGAAUGCGAGAGCGAACUUGCAUACAUUGAACGAGAACCUCGAACAAGUAUUGUCUGGUUCAUUUGAUGUGUCCUUUCUGGGCAGCGCUAGCGGGAUGGAUCCAUCUUCCUCACAGAUUGACGGGGCAUUUGGGUUCGACGGGUUCGAUGACAAUCCUUUCAUUGUCGACGAUGGCCUUGAUCUGGGCGGAGAUAUCGGCGAUGAGCUGGCCAAGGAGUUGGGGGAAGGUUGGGGUGGUACUCCGACCAAACCUAGACACGAGAUGGACAUCGAUGCAUUUCAUAUUGGGUCUGAUAUGAUGGGCAUGGGCUUCGACCAAGGCCUUGGUUUCACCUUUGCGGAUGUUGGUGACCCGUCUUUGCCAUCGUCAGUGAUGAAGGAUCAAGGGCCCACGCUCUCCCGUGUGAAGAAAAGGCCAAUGGAAGAUAUUGAUCGAGACCCUACAACCCCAGCGCUAUUAGCUCGUUCACCCAGUGCUCUCGUUUCGCCCCCUCCAGUGCCCUUCAUAAAUGCUGCAGAAGGAGAGCAAGUUAUUGUUCAUGAUAAGCCCAUUCCGCGAAAAGCGAAGCGAGUGCGAUUGCUCCUGGAUGCGAGAACCGAGCUCACGGAUGAUGAACUGAAGAUUGCUCGUGAACAGUAUGUGGAAGGACAAGAAGCUCUCCGGCGGGAAAUUGACAGGAAGAAAUUGGAGAAGGAGACUGGGAAACUGAUCGACGAGAUGUUGUGGGGUGUGCCUCGAGGAUUGCGCGCCCCCAUUCUCGUUGAUUAUUGGCUGGAGAAUUUCAGAGUGCAAGUGGAAGCUCGAUCGGGUGCACUGUAUCUUGAGACAAAAGGUGCACCGCCUGCCAAGCGCCGCCGUGUCGACGAUGAUCAUGAUAACGCCGCGCGCAAGUCGAAAGAUGCAGAACGGGAAGUCCCAACGGAUUUCCACAUGGAUGUCAUGGAUCUGCUCGAUGAAGAUCGAGCAUUUCCAGAUCCGUAUGAUGGAGGCUCGCAUCGGCCUUCAUCCGAGGAACCCGGUCAAGCACGUCGAGUCUCGCGCCCUCCGUCUCCGCUGGGCAGAAAUCUCGGGUUCGACCAUGCGUUGGAAGACGAGGAUAUAUUCAUCACGUCACAAAGGAGCUCUCUCUUCCCGUGGGACAAUGCCGGCGGCCCCAGCUCGUCUGCCGACAGAGGUGGCUUUGACCCGGUCAUUCCAGGCAGUGACAGGGUCAGCGUCGGGAAGGCAGACGUGAGGAUCAAGGCUACGUCCGCGGGAAGGAACAGCUCGAUUGGUCCGAGCUUUCUGGGGGGCAACUUGGGCGUGAUUGGGUUUUCUCCUGGGCCCACGGAUAUCGGAAGACUUGGAUCUCAAGACCAUUUUGAGUUUGACGUUUCCGGAGAGGGACCUUCACUGGCAGAAUCCCAGCUGUCGGAUGCCAAUCUGAUCACGUUGGAACGAAAUUCGUAUAACUUCUUGGAGUAUGCGAAAAUGCAGUCACAGACGUUGCCACGGGCGUCUACAGGCCUUACAUUUGACGACGUUGUGCCCAAGGAUACGAGCACACCACACGUCGCCUCUGCCGCCUUCUAUCAUUGUCUCGUCCUCGCUACAAAAAAUCUAAUCCGUGUCGCCCAACCGGAGGCCUACGGUGCCUUGAAGAUCCAAAUCGUUUGA